AUGACGUAUUUGGAGGCACUCAGGACGGCCCGAGUGCAGUCUCCGCAGUCCUACCUCUACACGACGGUGGCACGAAUGCACUUGGGAAGUGUUGCUGCCGUAUGUAUCUCCAUUCUCAUUUCCAGUGGCAGAAUGACAGUGAAACAGUUGUCUUCAAAAGCAGGAAUUCCGGUCAAAACGGUCAAAACAACGUUGGUUUCGCUUAUCCAGCUUCGGUGUGUGCAAUACUGGCGCGAGGAAGGAUCGGGAAGGGUUCUUUACUCGUUCAAUGAAGAAGGAAUAUGGAUCUUGUUACAGUCUGGAGAGAUCAUUAAUUGGAUUCGGUGUGAGUACGGCGAAGAAGAAGCGGAAAUUAUACAAAAUAUCUUGGAAAUAGGCCAUAUAAAGGUGGCUGACUACUUGACUAAUUUUGAAGACCAAAAGAGACACGAUAGAGAAAUUAUCUUGAUGCGAUUGUACUCCGAUAAAUGGUUGCGAAGAUUGCAGCCGUUUAAUUUCAAUCCUUUAGCUGACAUUUGGGAAGCCAAGUACGAAGAGACGAUCCGGUCAAUUCCUCGGACCAACACUACCAGCGAAAUCAAGCGUGUAACCGAAGCAAAGGAGCAGACAAAACGCAAAAUCAUUGAUCUUUUUCAAAGUGCUGACGACCCCAAUGUGGUUUUCACAGUAAAAGACGGCAUCAAAAAACUCAAUCCCAACAUCACCAUAUCAUUUAAUUUGGCCCGCUUCGAAAAACAUUUGAGGAGCGAAGCACUUUUCCAUCUCGCCAAAUACAAAGUUGGCACCUUGACUGCUAAAGUUUACGAGACUGCCCUCAAGUUGGUGGAAGCCAAUUCCCCAGACUUGAACCCACAAUUUUUGUCCAUUUCAGGGUGGUGUGCUGACCCAGAAGAGGUCAAAUCUUACAAAAAUUCCAUCGAGAACAAGCUCGUCGAUGACAGAAAAAUCACGUUUGGAGUACGGGAUGUUGCCCGAGCUUUGCCCGAAGACUUGGAUUUGAGCUGCUCCAUUCUCACGCAUAACUUCUUGAAACCAACCAAACGAGCCCUGGACGGAGCAAAUGGCGCUGCAUCCAAAAAAGUCAAAUUAGAAGACGGUGAGUCUCUCGAUGUCUUUGUGGAAAACUUGGAAAAAAACGACUCUCAGUCAUCUUCGCUCAUUCUUCAUCAUCUCAAAGCAUUGUGCUCCGGCACUAAUAUCUCUUUUUUGCACGAAACUUCCCCAUCUAACUUUACCAUUCCAUACUCUGCUCUCGUGGACGAACUCAAAAAACACCAUUACGACUUGUUGAUAAAAAUCACUCUUGGUCCCAAUGCUUUCCGAGUGCUUCGAGCCUUGAAAUCACUCAAAUUGGCGGAUGAAAAAGCAUUGGCAAAUGCGGUUCUACUCAAGGAGAAGACACUUAGAAAUGAAAUUUUCAACAUGGUCAAUUUGAACAUUGUUGAGAUUCAAGAGGUGCCUCGAAGUGCUGAUCGAGCAGCAUCCAAAACAUUUUUCUUGUUCAGACACAAGGAGCAAACAGCCUACAACUUCCUCAUCAAUAGUUUGACCUUUGGUAUGGCAGAACUACUUCAGGGAAUUGUCGAUUUCAAAGAUGAGCAUCGCAUACUUUUGGCCAAAUGUGAGCGAGAAGAUGUCAAAGGUAACGAGGAGUCAUUAUUAUUGGCUAGUGAGUUGAAAACGUUAAAGACGCUCCAAGAAAGAGAGAUGGUUAGCAUUGCCCGGUUUAGCCGGCUAAAAGCGUUGCGACAGGUGUUUAGCGCAUGA
Meyerozyma guilliermondii ATCC 6260 is the source of this 1767-nucleotide messenger RNA. Its product is annotated as DNA-directed RNA polymerase III subunit. Lineage: Eukaryota; Fungi; Ascomycota; Pichiomycetes; Serinales; Debaryomycetaceae. Gene Ontology annotation, molecular function: single-stranded DNA binding. The record is from RefSeq and is a predicted model, not a curated record. The transcript has a single exon. Gene Ontology annotation, cellular component: RNA polymerase III complex. Bases 1 to 1767 code for a protein of 588 amino acids. Gene Ontology annotation, biological process: DNA-templated transcription.